AUGUGUUUUGCUGAGCGGCGAAGUCCGGAGAGGGCCCAGCUCACCUUGAGUGGCUCAGGGCUGCACUCCGGUGGGGAGCUGCAGAGGCCAGUGCUGCUAAUGCUCCUACGACAAGUGAUCAGCGCCACCAGAGCCAAGGAGCGGCCCACGCUUCAUCUGUCACCAGCCCACAGCACAACACUGAGAGACACGACCGGUGUGGAAGGGAAAGAACUCUGCACUCUGGGAAAUGCCACUAAUUACGGGCGCUCUGGUGCGCUCUCUGCGUAA
Molecule: messenger RNA, 270 nt
Organism: Knipowitschia caucasica
Lineage: Eukaryota; Metazoa; Chordata; Actinopteri; Gobiiformes; Gobiidae
Source: the annotation of a GenBank genome assembly